AUGGAAGUAUUCAACCAUUCCAGAGUGUCUGAAUUUGUGUUACUCGGACUUACUGACUCCCUUGAGCUCCAGAUAUUUUUCUUUGCUCUAUUUUCCAUUUUCUAUUUAAUGACCAUGUUUGGUAACUGCUUGAUUAUGUUUACUGUCCUGUCUACCUCAAACCUCCACUUUCCCAUGUACUUUUUGCUGAGCAACCUGUCUCUAAUUGAUAUGUGCUUGUCUUCCUUUGCUACACCAAAGAUGAUCAUGGACCUUUUUGCUCAGCACAAGACCAUCUCCUUUGGGGGUUGCAUGUCUCAGAUCUUCUUUUUGCACCUCUUCACUGGGACUGAGAUUGUGCUGCUGAUCUCCAUGUCUUUUGACAGGUAUACUGCCAUAUGUAAACCUCUCUAUUACUCAAAAAUUAUGAGCCCAAAAAUGUGUAUCGGGCUUGUGGUAAUGUCUUGGACAGUGGGUUUUCUGCAUACAAUAAGCCAGUUAGCUUUUACACUCUAUUUGCCUUUCUGUGGUCCUAAUGUUAUAGAUAGUUUCUUCUGUGACCUUCCUUUAGUCAUCCAGUUGGCUUGUAUAGAUAUAUAUGUUCUUGGUAUCUUCAUGAUCUCCACAAGUGGUGUGAUUGCUCUUAUAAGCUUUCUGCUGCUGCUCACCUCCUACGUCAUUGUUCUUGUCACUAUCAGGGAUCACAGCUCCACUCGCUCUUCUAAAGCUCUUUCUACCUGUACUGCACAUUUCAUAGUUGUGCUAAUGUUCUUUGGGCCUUGCAUAUUCAUUUAUGUGUGGCCUUUCACAAGCUUCCUGGUGGAUAAAACUCUUUCUGUUUUCUACACCAUCUUCACCCCUUUUCUGAAUCCACUUAUUUAUACUUUGAGAAACCAGGAAGUAAAGGCAGCAGUGAAGAAGAAACUAUGCAACCAAUAUUUCCAUUUUGGGAAAACGAAUCCACACCAUCCAGAGCAAUGA
Messenger RNA from Fukomys damarensis (Damara mole-rat), 960 nucleotides. Its product is annotated as olfactory receptor 4K2-like. The transcript has a single exon. Gene Ontology annotation, cellular component: membrane. Gene Ontology annotation, biological process: G protein-coupled receptor signaling pathway. Lineage: Eukaryota; Metazoa; Chordata; Mammalia; Rodentia; Bathyergidae. The coding region runs from base 1 to 960 and encodes 319 amino acids. The record is from RefSeq and is a predicted model, not a curated record. Gene Ontology annotation, molecular function: olfactory receptor activity; G protein-coupled receptor activity.